Rhodamnia argentea is the source of this 791-nucleotide messenger RNA. RefSeq names its product umecyanin-like. NCBI's taxonomy places the organism in Eukaryota, Viridiplantae, Streptophyta, Magnoliopsida, Myrtales, Myrtaceae. The record is from RefSeq and is a predicted model, not a curated record. Gene Ontology annotation, molecular function: electron transfer activity. Gene Ontology annotation, cellular component: plasma membrane. The coding region runs from base 61 to 564 and encodes 167 amino acids. The transcript has 2 exons.
GCAGAACACAGACUCAACUAAAGGAGAGCUGAAUCACAGAGGGGAGACCUGAAGGAGCACAUGAAAAUGGCUACUCGCGUGAAUUUAACAGCAUGGCUGAUUACAAUUAUCGCGGCCAGCUUCCUAAAGGUCGAUGCAGCGGCGGCGGUGGCGACCUACACGGUCGGAGAUGAAUUGGGGUGGACUGUCCCCUCCAACAUAUCCUAUUACCAGUCUUGGUCUGCCUCCAAGAAUUUCAUGGUCGGCGACAAGCUAUCUUUCAACUGGACAGGGACGCACAAUGUGGCCGAAGUAUCAGAGGCCGAGUACGACAACUGCACCCAGGUUGUAUCCGUUCUGGGCAGUCCGGUGGACAUCCGGCUUUUGAAGGGCGGGUCUUGCUAUUACAUCUGCACCGUCGAUUCACACUGCAAGCUUGGCCAGAAGCUGUUCAUCACCGUCGGUGUCGGAUCAUCCGCAGCUGCUCCCUCACCGAGUAAUUCCGCUCCGAUGAUGGCUCUUGGCACUGGUAUCUUGGUCUCUGCAUUUAUCACCAUCGUUUCUCUCAACUUACUGUGUUACUAACUAACUCGCCAUUGAGUCGAACAUGUACCUUAUGUGGGAUAAACGCCUAGAUGUCGUCUGGAUGAUGUAUGGAAAAUAAGGUCAUUUGUCUCUUUCGUGGCCUAUAAGAAAAGAGAGUCAAUUCAUGUGAGCUAGAUUGCCGCUGUUUGUCGAUUUCUAUAUGUUGAAACUCGAUCAGUGAAUUUUUAUCCACUAAGCUGAAUUAUUAGCGGAGACGUGUACAUAUA